Molecule: messenger RNA, 909 nt
Organism: Solanum pennellii
Lineage: Eukaryota; Viridiplantae; Streptophyta; Magnoliopsida; Solanales; Solanaceae
Product: V-type proton ATPase subunit G 1-like
Exons: 5
Coding region: 341-673 (110 amino acids)
Biological process (GO): proton transmembrane transport
Cellular component (GO): vacuolar proton-transporting V-type ATPase complex
Molecular function (GO): proton-transporting ATPase activity, rotational mechanism
Source: RefSeq, a predicted model, not a curated record
AAAACUACUUUUUUUUAUUUAUUUUUCACAACGAAUAGGCCAAAGUGGCUUAUUACAUUUUGUUUGUUGACCAAGUUGUUUCAUAUGUUGCAACAAGAAUCCUAUUUACCAGGACAAAGGACGAUAAAUAGGAACCCUAUAAUUUAUUCUAUUAAAAUCAGAUCCAUGCUUUUUCAUUCAAACAGUCCUUAUUCCCUUUAAUAUCCAAAUCCAAACUUCCUUUGUUCAUAAAAGAAACUAUCUACAGGUUCAAGCUUUAAUACAAUCAUUUUCAGGUUCAAUUUUUUAUCUACCUAUUUGUGUUCAAGAUUUUUUUUUCCACAAAAAAGGCAAGUUUGCGAUGGAUUCAAUGAGAGGGCAAGGAGGCAUUCAAAUGCUACUAACUGCUGAACAGGAAGCCCAACAAAUUGUUUAUGCUGCAAGAAAUGUUAAAACGACAAGAUUGAGGCAAGCAAAAGAAGAGGCUGAGAUGGAAGUGACAAAUUAUCGCUCCCAUCUCGAAGCUGAAUACAAGCAGAAACUAUCUGAGACCAGUGGAAGUUCAGACUCAACUGAAAAGAGGCUUGAGAUAGAAACAGAGCAAAAGAUUCAACAUUUGAAGAAAGCAGCCUCCCAAGUAUCUCCUGAUGUUAUUGCAAUGCUCACAAAGUACAUUACAACUAUUAAAACAUGAUUGAUGCAUGUUUUUGAAAUACUUUUCCUCAUAAUAUAUGUUUUUGAAAACAAUUUGGUAGCUCGAUAAGUCCAAAGCUAAUACUUGAAUAACAUGGUUAUUCAUGUAGCAUGUUUGGUUUGGAAACAGAAAAAAAAAGUUUUUCAUGUAUUGAUUGUGAUACAAUGUUUGAUUGGUAGGUUUUUAAAUGUUGUGUAAAAGUUAUUCAUCUAUUAUUUUUUUACAGCGUUUGAUUA